Messenger RNA from Penicillium atrosanguineum, 228 nucleotides. RefSeq lists its product as uncharacterized. The coding region runs from base 1 to 228 and encodes 75 amino acids. The transcript has a single exon. The record is from RefSeq and is a predicted model, not a curated record. NCBI's taxonomy places the organism in Eukaryota, Fungi, Ascomycota, Eurotiomycetes, Eurotiales, Aspergillaceae.
AUGCGGCGGCAUCUUCCACAUCACAUCUUUUCCAAUGGCCACGUUCUCAAAGGUUGGUUGGUCGACUGGUGCAAAUUUGUUACUGGAAAGGGCCGGAAGGGCAAUGUCAACUUUGAUAUUGGAGCUCAAGAUGCCGUUGAUAUCAUCAAUGAUUUUAUCAAGAAGUUUGGUGGUAGCGUUAAGGUUGGGUUGGCACCAAGAGUAAGAUGCAGUGUCAAGGACACAUAA